AUGAGCUUCCCGCGGCCCCUGCGCCGCUCCGUCAGCCUCAGCCCGGCCCGCACCCUGCGCCUCGUCGUGCUGGGGCAGAGCGCCGUGGGCAAGACAGCGUUGACUGUACGAUUCAUCACCAGGAGAUUCAUUGGAGACUACGAUCCAACUCUGGAAAUGAUCUACAGGCACGUGGCUGUCAUUGACGGGGAGAUGGUGCACUUUGAGAUCCUCGACACGGCAGGACAGGAGGAGGACUCACUGCAGAUCGAGGAGAAGAUCAAGUGGGGCGAUGGCUUUGCCGUGGUGUACUCAGUGACCGACCGGUGCAGCUUCGACGAGGUGAUGCGGCUCUGCUUCCUCAUCAACCACCUCCACUCCAGCCCCAAGCGCAGCGGCGGCGCCGAGCAGCCCCCCGUUGUCAUCGUGGCCAACAAGAAGGACCUGCAGUUCGACAGGAUGGUCUCCACAGAGGAUGGUGAGAACCUCUCUAAAGCCCUGAAGCUUCCUUUCUACGAGAUCUCCACGCGGGACAGCUACGAGGAGCCGGUGGCCGUGUUCAGCAGCCUCUACCAGGAGCUGCUGAGGCAGGGGCACUUCUCCCCGGGCUCCUUCAAGAGGAGGACAGUGUCCAAGCUGAUGGAGAAGAUUCCCAAGAUGCAGGCCAGCUCCACCCUGAACUCUGUGGGCCGGAGCCUCAGCUUUAACUCCUUCAGGGACUACAUCCCUGAGCCCCUUGGCUCGCUCUCCUCUAGUGAGACUGUAAAUAAACCCUGGAAGAAGGGCAGCAGAUGCUCCAUCCCUGCUGAAUCCACCACCUGCUCCCUGCUUUCCAAGGUUUCAUGUCUGACAUCUCCACCUGGCUGGGGCAGCCCAUCCCUAAGGCAGGCAAAUCGAACUGCCCAGAUUUCGGAGGCACACUGAGCCCAUAGGCUCAGAUCCCCUUUCUCCAUCCCAGAAGAACAGCAUUCCCAGGGGCAGCUUCUCCCCUUGAUGCUCUGCCGCUCAGCUGCAAGGACACAACGGAGCUGAUUCCAGGAGGUACAAAUGCUGCUGCUUGCAGGGGCCUCUAUGCCUGUUCAUUAAUUUCCCCAUUCCCAAAGGGAGAAUCACCAUGGGCUGAGAAUUUUUUCUGUUUGCACAGGGAUGGGGCAGGAAACAUAUGGGAAGGAGCCAGGUCACAGCUCACCUUUCCCUCCCUCCCUUCCUCCCUCCCGGUGCUGGGGGCUCUGUGGCUGUUCAGGGUGGCUGUGCUGGGACCUUGUGGUGUGACCCUCCCCUUGUCCCCCCCCCGUUGUGACUGACCUCAUCAUCUGUUGCUGUAUCCUGUGACAAUAAAAGCUGAGUUCCCAA
This is a messenger RNA of Empidonax traillii (willow flycatcher), 1332 nucleotides long. Its product is annotated as ras-related and estrogen-regulated growth inhibitor-like. Bases 1 to 903 code for a protein of 300 amino acids. Lineage: Eukaryota; Metazoa; Chordata; Aves; Passeriformes; Tyrannidae. The record is from RefSeq and is a predicted model, not a curated record. Gene Ontology annotation, molecular function: GTPase activity; GTP binding. The transcript has 5 exons.